AUGGAAGUGAGCAACGUCAAUUUCUUGGCAAAGUACAAUGACGAGGAAUUCACGCUCGAGGCUUCUAUCAAUGGAACAAGCUUCGAGAUUGACAAUACCAUUAGCAGUAACGGUGACGGCACUCUACUGGCCAAUUUCCACGUUGUCACUACUUCACCAAAAUCACGCUUCGAGUCAAUUGCCGACCGCUUCAUUCCCACGCUGGAGAACGACAAUGGAAACGCUGCACCUACUCCAGUUGCAACGACCGUCACAACUAACCAUGGCGGAGACAUCGGCAGCUACGCUGAAGAGACUUCUUCCGCCAAACGCAAAAGCAACAAUUACAGUCUCAUCUACGCUGCUACUCCUCCAUCGGCCUUCGUUCCAAACAAAAACUCACAGUGA
Messenger RNA from Seminavis robusta, 387 nucleotides. The record is from the annotation of a GenBank genome assembly. Lineage: Eukaryota; Bacillariophyta; Bacillariophyceae; Naviculales; Naviculaceae.